AUGCUCACUGAAAUUGAAGAUGUUGUCAACCUCAAGAUAUUGAUUGAAGAAGUUCGGCUUGAUCAAGACGCCACCACGCCGUCGGUCCGCCUGCGCCACCGCGCCACGCCGAGCUACCCGCCGGGCCGCCGCGGAGAAGAACGGAGGAGGAGGAGCCGCAAAGUUGACCUACCCGACGAGUACCCGCGCCGAGCCACCACGACGCUGCGCUUCUUGCCCAGCUCCGUGCCCCCGAACAAAUCCUACUACUCGACGGCGAUCAUGGCGAAGGACGCCUUGGCCUUGAUGGAUCAUUUGGGGUGGAAGAAAGCACAUGUCUUUGGCCACUCUAUGGGAAUGUGUCAAGGGCAUAUCUUCAACAGGAAUGCAAUCUAAUUGUGGUCUUGAAGGGCAAGUUAAUGCAUGCUGGACUCACAACAUGAUGACUACAAAAGAAUUAGAGACAAUACGCUCCGCUGGUUUUCUAAUUUUAGUUAUUCAUGGAAGGUUAGUUUCUCUAACAGCAGAUAUUAUAUUCAGAGAAUGGUACCAUUUCACUUGACUUACAUAAUAUGCACGUACGAUAUAAUUGCACAAUUGUGCAAUGCAAAACAUCUAGCAAAAAGGCUUCUUUCUACUGCUAGAAUGGUACAACUUCAUGGUGCAGCUCGUCUAUCUUGCCGCUUGCCGAGCCCUCAGUUGUAGCCAUGUAUGUCCCCUUCUACCCACCACUGUCUAUUAAGAGCACAUAUGCACAGCAAGUGUUCGCUAUUUUGCCUCUAUGAGAUCAUUGCUCAGUUUGAACCUGGAACAUAUGUACAAAUGACUGCUAUUAUAUUCAUCACCUACAAAUGGAUAUGGACCAUUCCAUUAGCUUAAAUGAUACAUACAGUGUGUAUAUAGUUUUAUCGACUCAUAAAUACUUUUAACCGCCAACUCUGGUCUCCACAACUUUGGAUUAUUUAUUAUCUGGGUUGAUAAUUUUACUUUUAGAAGUAUUGAGGGUAUGACACAAAUGAAAAUUAACUGAACAAUGAUUAGUUUAAUAUUUUGAUCUCAGUUGAACAAAGGUUAAUUUGGUGUCCAUAUGGUAAACCGCAAUGGUCUCCUUGCAAAAGUCAUACCGUGUACGCAAAGGACGGUAUACAUUCGCCGCCUUAUGAUUCAGAUACGUCGUGUUUUCGAUCAUCUGUGCAUUAUGCUGGGCGAGGUUAUUUCUACGGUACCUCUACAACCAAGAAAGCAACUGAAUUCUCCACUGACGGUAUGCAUUAGAACUCUUGUAAUUUCUCUGCACUCCUACAAGGCUUUGAAUUUAACAGGUGUGUUGCUAUACUC
Messenger RNA from Panicum virgatum (switchgrass), 1317 nucleotides. RefSeq lists its product as uncharacterized. Bases 1 to 375 code for a protein of 124 amino acids. The transcript has 4 exons. The record is from RefSeq and is a predicted model, not a curated record. NCBI's taxonomy places the organism in Eukaryota, Viridiplantae, Streptophyta, Magnoliopsida, Poales, Poaceae.